AUGGAUUAUCUGGAUAAAGGAUUGCAGUCUUUGGCGUGUGAGACAAGUAACAAGAAGAGUGAAGGAGAAGACAGGGUGGAUACAGAGUCGGAGAAGAACACAAUUGGUAACGGGAGCAGAAUUCUGUUGCCGGCUAAGUGUACGGUGUUGUGUUCAACAACGAGGAGUGAGAAGCCUGAGAACGAGCAGGAAGCGGAGAAGAAGCAGAGGAAGAAGAGUGCACGACGCCUAAAGCAGAACAAUUCAGGAUUCCGCAGCCGCGAGUGUGUCCACCGGCUCCCAAACCUAAGCGCCGGAGUUCAUUCUUCACUGGGGACAGGCAAAAUAGGCCACGGAGAAGAAGAAAUUGAAGAGAUCAAAUGUGGAAGAGUGAGACUAUUCAGACGGCGGAAAUCAUAG
Molecule: messenger RNA, 399 nt
Organism: Microthlaspi erraticum
Lineage: Eukaryota; Viridiplantae; Streptophyta; Magnoliopsida; Brassicales; Brassicaceae
Source: the annotation of a GenBank genome assembly